AUGAAAUGGACAAACCUGUUGCUGGCCGCUCAAUUGGCAGCAGCAUCUCCCUUCGAGUCUCGCGACAGCUCUGUGACUCGCAGCGCCGAAGUUAGCUAUGAUGGCUACCACGUUUACUCGGUCACUCCAUCUUCUGCUGAAGAGGCUCGUGAUAUCGAAAAGCGUUUUUCCAAGUACCACACCCAUCCUAUCCGCGGCACCCUUUCCAUUGCUAUUCCACCCGAAGAGGUGGACUCCUUCAACGCCCUAGGACUGAGAGCGCACCUCAUCAACUCCGAUCUAGGUAAAUACAUACGCUCCACCGACAAGGAAGCGAUAUACAAACGAGGCUUGCACAAGCGUGGGGAGCUACCAGAUCUCUCUUGGUUCGACACCUAUCAUCCAUAUGCCGACCAUCUUCAGUACUGGGACGAUCUUGUCGAGGCAUUUCCCGAGAAUUCGAAAAAAUUUCCGAUCGGACAGAGCUACGAAAACCGGACUAUUUGGGCCUUCUAUCUUCAUGGAGACAAGAAGGAAGGAUAUGAAACGGAGAAGCCAGUCAUUCUCUGGCAUGCGACAGUACACGCAAGAGAAUGGAUAUCAACCAUGGUAAUUGAGUACCUGGCCUACCAAUUAAUCGACGGUUACAAGAAAGGCGACGCCAAUGUGACUGCCUUCCUGGACUAUUACGAUUUCUACCUCGUGCCCUUCCACAAUCCCGAUGGCUUCUUGUACUCACAAACUGAUGAUCGACUCUGGCGCAAGAAUCGUCAGCCGCGCCCGAACAUCAACACCACCUGCCUCGGUACUGAUGGUAACCGCAACUGGAAGUAUGAGUGGGAUGCGGAGCCGCCAGGGGGUGGGUCUACACCUGAUCCUUGCGGACAGACAUACCGCGGAGAAGCACCAGGCGACACGCCCGAGAACCAAGCCAUGGAUGGUCUUUCGGGUAAUGUGUCGCAAAUUGGCGCUGGAAUUCGUUCUUUCAUCGACUUCCAUUCGUACAGUCAGCUCAUCUUAACUCCGUAUGGUUUCUCGUGCGACCCGCUACCAGAAACUCUUCCUCGCAUGCUUGAAGUUGCUGGCGGCACAGCGAACGCUAUCAUGGCUGCUAGUACAAAGAACAGCACGUACGAGUUUGGCCCUGGCUGUCAGAUCCUCUACUUCUCGACGGGUAACUCGAGAGACCAUCACUACGCUGUACACGGCGCGAAACAUUCUUGGACGAUAGAGCUGAGUCCUCAGGAUGAGGCUGGUGGUGGGUUUGUACUACCGCCUGAUCAGAUCUGGCCGGUUGUGAAGGAGCAAUGGGCAGGCCAGAAGUGGCUAUUGAACAAUGUAAGAGACGACUAG
Messenger RNA from Alternaria atra, 1332 nucleotides. RefSeq lists its product as uncharacterized. NCBI's taxonomy places the organism in Eukaryota, Fungi, Ascomycota, Dothideomycetes, Pleosporales, Pleosporaceae. The coding region runs from base 1 to 1332 and encodes 443 amino acids. The record is from RefSeq and is a predicted model, not a curated record. Gene Ontology annotation, molecular function: zinc ion binding; metallocarboxypeptidase activity. The transcript is spliced from 2 exons. Gene Ontology annotation, biological process: proteolysis.